Cuscuta campestris is the source of this 3065-nucleotide messenger RNA. The record is from the annotation of a GenBank genome assembly. NCBI's taxonomy places the organism in Eukaryota, Viridiplantae, Streptophyta, Magnoliopsida, Solanales, Convolvulaceae.
ACGGGUUGCAUUCUUGACGAACGGCUUACAUAUCUCUCGAACAGGGAAUCCCUAACCACCCGUCAUUUAUUCUUCAUUUCUUCUCAUCCCGAAUCUACCGCUAAGGGCGUGAGGGUUUUGAGAUGUUGCCGGUUGACAAGGUACAGGAACCGCCUCUGAAGAAGGCGAAGCUCGAGGACGGAGACGGUCAUGAAGCAAAUCUUGUCGAAGUCAUUGAAAAGGGAGAGAGCGAUAACGAGAGCUAUCACGAAAGCGACAGCGAUUUUUCCGAUCAGGAAGAGUGGAUGGAGUUCCGACGCAUCCGCAAGCAGAUUAAGGAGAGCGAUGGUUUUGAUCUGGACAUUGGUGAAACAUUCGUAUCAGUCCUAGGGAUUAGGCCAAUUGAUUUUUCCAAUGAAAGUCAUCUAGCAUUUAUCGAAAGGAUGCAGAUUUGUCUUGAAGAAACCGUGAAAAAAAACAAUGAAGGGAGUUUGAAGUUUUUGAGCGAUUUUCUGGGCGAUCCAACGAUCGUUUGUCAGUUUCUGGAUGAUAAAUUGGCUGACCCAAAGAUUCUUAAGGCUAACAUUGGAAACUCGUCUCUGAUCUACUACAUCACAUUUGAAGCAACGAGUACAAAGUAUAAUGGGCAGCUGAGAAUCUACCAGGUAAAGUUGACGCUUGUACCCAACGACGAGAUGGUGAUCUUUAUCCUUAGGGAAAAGCCCGGUCAAUCCUAGGGUGUUUCUACUGGCUGAUGGAACUUAACCUUAAAACAUCAAGUGUUGGUGAUCUUUAUCCUUAGGGAAAAGCCCGGUCAAUCCUAGGGUGUUUCUACUGGCUGAUGGAACUUAACCUUAAAACAUCAAGUGUUGGUGAUCUUUAUCCUUAGGGAAAAGCCCGGUCAAUCCUAGGGUGUUUCUACUGGCUGAUGGAACUUAACCUUAAAACAUCAAGUGUUCCUUUGUCUUCUUUUGGUGCUGUAAUGUGGUGUUUGUGUUCUUGUCAUUCCCAGAAGGGCUCUACUUCUUGAAUGUUACUCCCUCCGUUUCUCAAAAUGGUUCCUGUUUUGACUUUGGGGAAAAAUAAGGAAAGUGUAAUUUUAGUUAACUUUCCAAUUUUGCCUCUGAUGCGAUGGUAAAAGUAAGAUGUGAUAGUUUAGUUAUUAGUGAAAAAGUAUGAUGUCACAGGUAGGGUAUGAAAAAGUAGGGGUAAAAGUGGUUUUUUAAUAGAAAAAUGAAGUGUUUUAAGAAAAACAAAAAAAAUGAAAGAGGAAGGGUUUUAAGAAACGGAGGGAGUACAAGUUUGUGUUAAAUAAUUUAUCAAGGAACAUGUAUCCUUUUGUUACAUCAAUAUUUUAUGAGGAAUAUUGCAUAAAUUAAGUGACGUGCAAUAGUCAUGAAUCCCUUCGGUUCCUUGUUUUAAAUUUCUCUGUCUACCAGAUGUAUGGGAGUAAUCCAUCUUUGUUCAAAAUGCAAACUUUGGUAAAUCUCGAAAACCUAGAGUCGGUUUCAAAGACUGAACUGGAAUGAAGUGUAUCAAAGAAAGUGCACGUCAAAAGAGUCACAAACCAAAGGGCGAUAAGCGGAUGACUGAGGUGGCACGGUCCAUUCAAAAGUGGACGCCGGAGGAAGAAUUGUUAUUGGCGCCGGAGGAAUAUAUAUUUUUUAAAUAUAUAUUGUAUGGGAGUAUAUUAAAAGAAAGUUAUAAAAAUUUGAUAUAUAUCAAAAUUAUAUCUGAAAAUAAACUCAAUUAUAUUAAAUUUAUAUUAUAAUUAAAUUUUCCCAUCUAAGGUAAGGAUGGCAGAGUUAGACAAAAAGUCAAAAUGUGCGUUUUUGUGGUGUAAUGUUGUGCAAGGAACCCUAUUAUAUUGAAUUUUAUUUUAUAUUUUGAAAUAGUUAUCCUUUUGAAUUAAGCUACUUGUACACCAAAGCAUUCUCUUUCUUGAGAUUGCAUCUCCUUCGUUCUUUCUCCUUCUCUCUCUGUCAUACUCCGUAUAUAAUUGUUCUUGAUUAUUAAACAUAUAUUUGGUUGUUUCCCUAUAAGCCGAUUCUUUUGGUCGAUGCAUAAAUGGAUUUAUGUGAUAUUGAUAUUUUUAGCCAAUAUUUUUGGGAUCGUUUGGCGUUUUCUUUUGAUUUUAUAGCUUUUUUCAUUAAGAUUUGUCAUAAUGAAAAAGAUCUUUAGAUUCUGGAUUUUUUUCAUAAGCCGAUUUCUUUUCGCGAAGUAUAUAUUCUGGAUAUAUACGUAAAUCGGUAGAUCUAUAUAUAUAUAUAUAUAUAUAUAUAUAUAUAUAUAUAUAUAGACACACACACACACAUAUUUAAAUAUCUUAAUCCGAUCGUCACCACCGUAAUCACUUGCGCCCUUCUCCGCCGCAUAUCUCUGAUUGGCGACUAACGUCAAUGUCCAAUGGUUAGUUUUAAGUGUAUUAUUUAAUUUUUUAAUCUUCUGUUUUGUUCUCAGCCUUUAAGAUAAUUUUCUAUUUUUUUCAUCAUAUUUUUUUAUUAAGUAUACAUUAAUCUUUAGAUCCAUGGAUAUUGCCACAUAUGAUGCAUGUCUCCCUUAGAGUAAGAUUGCUAGAUCUAUUCGCAUUUCUUGAUUAUAUAUAUCUAUAUAUAUAGUAAAUUAAUGGAUAUCAUUCAUAUGUAUAUGUAUAUAUAUAUAUUGUAUACAUCUCAUCACUAUUUGUAUGUUAUCUAUUUUGUGAGUUAUCUAAUUCCUAUUCAGUAUAAUCCCUAUUUAAAAAUCUAUGCCUAUAUGAAUGAUAUCCAUUAAUUUACUAUAUAUAUAAUUUUCGAAAUUAUAUCUAAAUGUAUAGUUAAAAAUAUUUCAAAAUUAAUUAGGAAAAAAACUAUGAUGAACCAUUUCACCUAUGUUGAAAGAAUGAGAAAAUUGGUUCAGUGAUUUAUAGGCUUUUAAUGCUUGAGGCAUGAGAAAAAUGUCAAGUAUCUUAGCAUGGCGCAAGGGAAUUUAUCUCCGUUGUCGUAGACAUGUCGAUUUUUUCCUAGAUUGCCUCAAUAUUAAAAACCGGUUAUCAAUCUGAGCUAUUGUAUAUAUUUUUUUGUAUAUACGUGCUAAAUAUUACAUAG